AUGCACAGCAGCAGCCUCAGACAUGGAAUGCUGAGCACAUCCAAGAGAGACUUGGAAAUCUACAGGUCGUCUCUGUCUCUUGUAAAAUCUACAGACGAACAAACACGGUUGUUCUCGCUGUGGGAGGAGCGGCGCAGGCUGGCUCUGCUGGCAGAGUGGUUUCAUCACCAGCGCUGCGUUCUCAAGGUGACCUCGUUCACACACUGGCCGGGGCAGCAGCAGGAGAGCAGGAGAGUGUUUCUGUGCAGCGCUGCGACGGAUGGGAGCAUUGCAUUCUGGGAUAUCACUGAGGCGGUGGAGGGAGGGAGUCUGGAGGAGGAUGGUGGCGCCCCCCAGCGGAAGGGGCUGGGCAGCCCCUUUCUGACUGUGCGGCUGCACCAGAGUGGGGUGAACAGCCUGGAUAUCCUGGAGACGGAGACUCCAGGGCGCUACCUGCUGGCCAGUGGUGGUGAUGACGGCUCCCUGCAGCAGGGGGCAGUGUUAGUGAAGUCCCAGGACCGGCUCAAGGUGCCUCGCUUUCCUGUGAUUCGGAUCAGAACCGAGCAGACAGCAGAGAAAGCCUCCAGUAAGCAGGUCUCCUUCCCUGCCCGCUCAGCCUCGCAGCCGCCACAGCGCCCCUCGCAGGGCAGGAGGAGGAAGUGCGUUCCUGUGCUCAGUGUGGAGAUGAGCCCCUGGGGGGGUCCCUCCUUCUCCGAAUCCUCGUUCACAACCAUCCCCCCCCCCCCCCCCCGAGAGGAGAGAGAGAAGGAUAGAGUGCCCCCUGCUGGGCAGGACACGGGGAGCAGGGGCAGAGCCCCCAGGAAGCCCCCCCUUCGCCCCCGGCUCCACACAGCCAGGCUGCCCCACCUCCGCUCCGUCUCCAACCUCAGCUUCAGCCGCAGCUUCACCUUCUCAUUCUUUGAGCUGCCGGAGCACCAGACCCUGCAGCACAGACUGGAGAGGCAGAGAGAGGUACACCUGCUACUGAGGGAGCUGCAGCUCUGAGGAGAGGAGAAAGAGAGGAGAGAGAGGAACCUGCUACUGAGGGAGCUGCAGCUCUGAGGAGAGGAGAGAGAGGAACCUGCUACUGAGGGAGCUGCAGCUCUGAGGAGAGGAGAGAGAGGAACCUGCUACUGAGGGAGCUGCAGCUCUGAGGAGAGGAGAGGAGAAGAGAGAGAGGAACCUGCUACUGAGGGAGCUGCAGCUCUGAGGAGAGGAGAGAGAGAAGAACCUGCUACUGAGGGAGCUGCAGCUCUGAGGAGAGGAGAAAGAGAGGAGAGGAGAGACAGGAACCUGCUACUGAGGGAGCUGCAGCUCUGAGGAGAGGAGAGAGAGGAACCUGCAGCUCUGAGGAGGAGAUCAAAUCUUUCUUCAGGUCUGUGAGGAUGAGAAGGUCUCCACAGUCUGGAGUCUGGUCUCUGACAGGCUCAACAUACCUGUCAAUCAACAUGGACUCCUCUACAAAGGCAAGGCGCUGGCAGGAUUACGAGCGGAGGCUGCGCUUGUUGAGCCUGGAUGAUAUGGAGCGGCUGGCGACCUGCAUGCUUCACCCUGAGGCUGUGGAGUGCAUGGAGCUGUCCUUCCUAGACUGAGGAAUACUGCUGCUGCCCUCUCCACCUCUCCCCUCUCUUCUCCCCUCUCCCCUCUCUCCUCUCCUCUUUACUCUCUCCUCCCCCUCUCCUCUCCUUACUUCGUUUAAAAGAAUAGAAGCACACCCAGUGAGCAAGGCAUUGAGCAGCCCCACAUCCCGCUUCACAAUACCGCUACAUAUUGACUGACUGUUUGCAUUGUGUGUGUUUGGUAAGACAAACCACAUUUUCUACUUCUACUUUCUACGAUUGGGCAAGUCAGCGGUUGUUUGAUAACAGAACAUAAAACAUCACAGAGUGGGUUGAACUGCGUUGCUGCAAAUCAAGGCCCUUUAAAAUGUGUACCUUCCCAGCUCAGGUAUUGCUGAGGUAAAGAGACACUUCCUACAGGAGAACAGGACGUUGUCAAGGAGGGGAUGUCGUCACGUGUCCUGAGGGCUUUCUUAAAAACAUUGUUUUAUUAUUUCUAAGCGUACGUUGUUACUGCCUUUUAGCUCUUGAGCAUAAUAAUCUCAAUCCCGUUUGAAAUUACACUAAGUGCAUUUGCAUGGUGCAGAUGAGGGAUGUCGCUUCACUCGAGACUUGCGUACUGAUGAAGAUGUAGUUUCAGUGUUUAAUGCUCAUCCCCCUCAGUGUGUGUCUGUAUGUUCUUGUCUCUUGACAGGUCUGUGAGGAUGAGAAGGUCUCCACAGUCUGGAGUCUGGUCUCUGACAGGCUCAACAUACCUGUGAAUCAACAGGGACUCCUCUACAAAGGCAAGGUGCUGGCAGGAUUACGAGCGGAGGCUGCGCUUGUUGAGCCUGGAUGAUAUGGAGCGGCUGGCGACCUGCAUGCUUCACCCUGAGGCUGUGGAGUGCAUGGAGCUGUCCUUCCUGGACUGAGGAAUACUGCUGCUGCCCCCCCCCCUCUCUCCUCCCCCUCUCCUUUCCACCUCUCCCCUCUCUCCUCCCCAGGCAGGGGAGGUGAGGAGAGGGAGGAGAGAGAGGAACCUGCUACUGAGGGAGCUGCAGCUCUGAGUCGAGAGGGAGGAGAGAGAGGAACCUGCUACUGAGGGAGCUGCAGCUCUGAGGAGAGGGAAGAGAGAGGAACCUGCUACUGAGGGAGCUGCAACUCUGAGGAGAGAGAGGCAGUAGAGAGAGAGGAACCUGCUACUGAGGGAGCUGCAGCUCUGAGGAGAGGAGAGGAGAGAGGAACCUGCUACUGAGGGAGCUGCAGCUCUGACGAGAGAGGAGCGGAGAGAGAAACCUGCUACUGAGGGAGCUGCAGCUCUGAGGAGAGGAGAGAGAGGAACCUGCAGCUCUGAGGAGGAGAUUAAAUCUUUCUUCAGGUGUUGUUAUUUUGAUAUAGUUUUGAGGUUGAAUAUUUCAGUCCAGGUUUGAAGCACUCACUCUUCAUUACUGAUAUUUAAAUCCAGAAGAAACACAAAAUAAAUAAAAAUCUGUGUUGAA
This is a messenger RNA of Acipenser ruthenus (sterlet), 3016 nucleotides long. RefSeq lists its product as uncharacterized. The transcript has 10 exons. Gene Ontology annotation, cellular component: cytoplasm. Gene Ontology annotation, biological process: tRNA methylation. NCBI's taxonomy places the organism in Eukaryota, Metazoa, Chordata, Actinopteri, Acipenseriformes, Acipenseridae. Gene Ontology annotation, molecular function: protein binding. The record is from RefSeq and is a predicted model, not a curated record. Bases 1 to 984 code for a protein of 327 amino acids.